Molecule: messenger RNA, 507 nt
Organism: Salpingoeca rosetta
Lineage: Eukaryota; Choanoflagellata; Craspedida; Salpingoecidae
Exons: 6
Coding region: 1-507 (168 amino acids)
Source: RefSeq, a predicted model, not a curated record
AUGCGCAAGAUGAUGGCAUGCCCACGUCUCAUCAUGACAGUGAGCGACGUUGCCAUCCACUGGAUGCCCUUGGUUGCGUCGAUGGAGCAGAAUGUUGGUAACAUUGGCAAGGUGCUGCUCAUGGCGGGACAGAGCGACUGCUUUCAAAGCUUCAUGUCUGCCGAAGAGAAUGAACUCUUUGACACAGUGCAACGCACUGCCCCGAGAUGCCGCUGCACUAUCGCACUGCCAAUGGCGGUCCUGAUGUCAGCGAUCACCGCGCACGGCGUAUCCGUCGAUGCUCUUCGCACGUGCCCAUCGUUCAAGAGGCCGCCUCUGCCAACCAUCGACCGCGCCAUCCGAACCGCCAUCCGUGACGGCCGUACAGCACCGAUGACCUGUCCAAGGCUUACCUCUUCGUUCCAGGCACCGACGUGUCGUGCUGAUUGCAUGCACGGCACGUACUCUGGCAACAUUGAGUCGAUGCGUCCCGUGAGCGCAGCCAUCGAGCGCAAUCUCUCCAGCUGA